This is a messenger RNA of Lucilia cuprina (Australian sheep blowfly), 850 nucleotides long. Its product is annotated as coenzyme Q-binding protein COQ10, mitochondrial. The record is from RefSeq and is a predicted model, not a curated record. The transcript has 3 exons. Gene Ontology annotation, molecular function: ubiquinone binding. Bases 127 to 738 code for a protein of 203 amino acids. NCBI's taxonomy places the organism in Eukaryota, Metazoa, Arthropoda, Insecta, Diptera, Calliphoridae. Gene Ontology annotation, biological process: ubiquinone biosynthetic process; cellular respiration. Gene Ontology annotation, cellular component: mitochondrion.
GUUGUAAAAAAAAUAAAAAGUGUCUGUAUUGUUAUUUGUUUAUAAUAAUUUGUGUUAAAAUCAAAACACAUUAACAAGUUUUGUUUUAAUUUAAUAGUUUAUUAGUAAUAUAAGUAAAUCAUAACUAUGCUAAAAACAUUAAAUUUGCCACGAUUCAAACAAAAUGUUUUAUGUAAAUCAUGCAGCAUAAUCAUUACACGAGACUAUAACUCCAGGCAGAGUUUGUUUACUUUUGGUAAUAUUACCAACAAAAAUCGUGGCUAUUAUAAGAAGGAACUAAUUGGCUAUUCAAUGGAUGAAAUGUACUCCGUAGUCUCCGAUGUUAAAAACUAUUAUAAAUUCGUGCCAUAUGUGAAAAAAUCCCAUGUCCAUAGUGAACAUUCGAAUGGUUUUAAAGCGGAUCUUAUUGUAGGCUUUCCACCACUUAACGAAAUCUAUACUUCAAAUGUAACAUUAAAAUAUCCCAAUUUAGUAACGUCCGAAUGCAAAGAUGGACGUCUUUUUAAUUACUUACUAAACGAAUGGCGUUUUAGUCCUGGUCUAAAAGAUAUACCACAAUCUUGUGUAUUGGAUUUUAAAGUUUCAUUCGAAUUUAAAUCUUUACUGCAUAGCAAUAUAGCAAAUUUAUUCUUUGAUUUAAUAUGUGAUCAAAUGGAAAAUGCUUUUAUAACAGAGGCUAAAAAACGUUUUGGAGAUGCUUCAAUUAAAUCACACAUUUUAACUUCAAGACGAUCCUGACCUUAAAAGAAUUUUGUUAGUUUUAAAAGUUUAGUUUGAAUAGAAGUAUUCACUAACAAUUUUUUUUAUUAAUUAAGAAUUAAAGAAUUAAAAUAAUUUGUUUAUUACUGUA